AACUGCGCCAUAGGGUUUCCAAGGAGCAGCUGGUGGAUUUGAACUGCCAACCCUUUGGUUAGCAGCCAUAGCUCUUAACCACUGUGCCACCAGGGCUCCUAUCCCCAUUUACAGUUCCUCAAAUUCCUCUCUGCCACCUUCCCAGCCUUUACACAUGGUGUUCUCUUCACCUAGAACAGUCUCAUUUCUCCUCUUUGCCUAAUGAAGCCCUGCUUAUCCUUCAGAACUCAUCUCAGAUGUUACUUAAAGGAUACCUUCUCAACCCUGGAGGUUUUUUCCCUAUUACACUUUCAUAGCACUCUAUUUCAAUAUCAGAAGAAAUUACUUGAUUAGUUAUUUAAUAUGUCAUUCUUGAUGAAAUGUGAGGUCCACAAGGACAGGAACUGGCUGUGUCAUGUUUCUGUGCUAUUUGUAGUGCCUACUACAGUACCGCGUACCUAGGUGCUCAGGAAAUAGUAGAUAUAUGAUUGUGGCAAAUAAAUACCAUAAUCAGGAUUGGAAUGCUGGUCUAUUAUAACUUCAAAUCCUUCCAUUAGAUUACACCAUACACAGAACAUAACAGGAAGUAUUAAUGAAAUUACCCAAGAGGCUGUUCCUUAAUUCUUGAUUGGCUACCUAUGUAUAAAAAAGUUAUUCAUUAAUCUACAUACUACUGGCUAAGGUGUGGUUCUGAGGUAAGGAAAGAAAAGUGUCUUCAAAAAGCCUACAGUUCUGUGUGUGGGUGAGCUCUCCAACAAGUGUAAUCUUUCUGAGCAGAUAUUUUUGAAGAAAGCUGGUGGGAAAGGCUCCAGGGCUACAUGUCCCAUUGGGAAACUUUAUAUUAGGUAGACACAUCUCUGGUUUACCAGUGUUUCUGACUUCCCGCUGGCUGAACACUGCCUGUUUUGAGGAAAAGCAAAACUCAACAGCAAACAUCUGAAAUGAAGAUGCCUGGAACUUUUGAGGAGCAAACGAAAUGCAUUGUGGACACUCUGCUCUCAGACUUCUUGAACCCAACACUGCAGGUUUCUAACCGGACUGUACGUAGUGAAGAUGAACCAGAUUCAGGAGAGCCUUGCUCUUUUGACGUGGCCAUCAUUGCUGGUCGCCUUCGGAUGUUGGGUGACCAGUUCAAUGGCGAAUUGGAGGCUUCUGUCAGAAGUGUCAUUGCAGAAACCACUCAGAAAAAGGCAGAAGCUGUACUCAAGGACACAGUGAAAUCUCUCAGUACAACCUGGUGUGCUCAGGAUUCCAGCUUAGCUUAUGAGAGAGCCUUUUUGGCGGUGUCAGUGAAACUUCUUGAGUGUGUGGCCCACAUGGCCCCAGAAAUUGCAACAUGGGUGGCCAUCCCUGUGAUAAAUAUGAUCAAUGGGAACAGUGCCAUCCGACAGUUCAUCCAGGGCCAGGGAGGUUGGGAAAAUCUGGAGAGCUGAAGAGGUAGAGCUAUUCCCCAGCCCGAAUAUCACUUCCUCUUUGACUGAUCUGGUGACUGAUUUCUGGCAAUUAAAACAAACAAAUAAACAAUCACUUUCUUCAUUUGUACAGAAUUUAUUUUCUACUGAUUGUUAAAGUUGGGAGCAGUUCCCAGAGGCCUGCAGAAAGUUUACACUUUGUUUUUUCUUAAUUGUGCGUUA
Trichechus manatus latirostris (Florida manatee) is the source of this 1613-nucleotide messenger RNA. RefSeq names its product BCL2 like 15 (gene BCL2L15). Gene Ontology annotation, cellular component: cytosol; nucleus. The transcript has 4 exons. The record is from RefSeq and is a predicted model, not a curated record. NCBI's taxonomy places the organism in Eukaryota, Metazoa, Chordata, Mammalia, Sirenia, Trichechidae. The coding region runs from base 921 to 1412 and encodes 163 amino acids. Gene Ontology annotation, biological process: regulation of apoptotic process.